This is a messenger RNA of Linum trigynum, 450 nucleotides long. The record is from the annotation of a GenBank genome assembly. NCBI's taxonomy places the organism in Eukaryota, Viridiplantae, Streptophyta, Magnoliopsida, Malpighiales, Linaceae.
AUGGCGGCCCCCUCAUCGUCAGGGACGACGGCGCUGGCUGAUAAGCCCCCGGACACUGUUGGGGGUCGGCGGCCGCCGCCGGGAUCCUCUUCGCCGGACGGAGAGAGCGAAAAGGAGACCGUGCAAGCGAAGAAGAAGGUCCGACCAACGAACUUUGACAAAACAUAUCCAGCUGAUGAGGAUGGAGGUACGGCGAGUAUGGACACGGAGGAGGAUUCCAUCCGAACACAGGAGGCAACGGGAACGGAAGGAGGGACAAACAGCUGGUUUGGCUCGGCAAAAAGACUAUUCAGUGAUGUCCUCAAGGAUGAGACCUGGUAUGUGGAGGAGUCGGAUUCAGAGGACGUCGCUCAACGGGAAAAGGAGGAGGAUAAUAUCCCAAAUAUAGAUGACGAUCCAAAGUGCCCCCACAAUCCCAUUCACAGCGGCGCAGAAGAUAAGGUGGCGUAG